Columba livia (rock pigeon) is the source of this 3363-nucleotide messenger RNA. It is a transcript of the gene CD46, whose product is annotated as CD46 molecule. The record is from RefSeq and is a predicted model, not a curated record. Bases 41 to 1564 code for a protein of 507 amino acids. NCBI's taxonomy places the organism in Eukaryota, Metazoa, Chordata, Aves, Columbiformes, Columbidae. The transcript is spliced from 12 exons.
CGCCAUGUAACGGCCGCCCCGGGGACGGGAAAGCCCCGCCAUGGCGGCAGCCGCGCUGCGGGGCGGACGGACCGCGCAUGCGCCCGGGCCCCGCGCUGCGUCUCCGCUGCCGCUGAAGCGAACGGGGAGCGGAACGGAGCGGAACGGAGCGGCGGGUUCUGCCGGGCUCAUGGGGUCGCCGCCCGCCCGCGCCUCGGGCCUCCUGUUGGCGCUGCUGCUGCGGAUCGGCGGAGCGUGGGCUCAGGAGGGGUGUUUGCCUCCGGAUAGGCUGCAAUAUGCCGAGCCCGACGAGAAUUCCAGCAAAAUGCAGAGCUUUCCCAUUGGAACGCAGGUGUCGUACGUCUGUCGGCCGGGGUAUAUGAAAAUCCCCGGGAAAUCAGCAACUCGAACAUGUGAGGAAGGCUUUCAGUGGUCACCCAUAGAGCAGUUCUGUACAGAAAGAAAAUGUAACCAUCCGGGAGAAUUAGCACAUGGUUUUAUUAAUGUGACAGAUCUUACAUUUGGUUCAAAAGCUACUUUUUCUUGUCAAAAAGGGUUCAGAUUACGUGGAAAUGCUGAAAUUUCCUGUGUAAUUAAGAAUAAAGGUGUUGACUGGACUAGUGAUCCUCCUUUCUGUGAAAGAAUUCCUUGCGAACCGCCUCCCAGAAUAGCCAACGGGCACUACACCGAAGCACAGAGCUACGCGUACCAAAGCACAGUCACCUACACGUGCGAUGAGGUCCCGAAAGGCGCAGAUCCCUUCUCUCUCAUAGGCCCACCUACUAUUUACUGCACGUUUGAUACGGACCUGAAUGGAGUUUGGAGUGAACCACCUCCAGAAUGUAGAGUGGUCAAAUGUGAUAACCCGAAAGUUGAAAAUGGGAGAAAACAGGCUGGAUUUGGAUCUUCCUAUAGCUAUGGGGACUCAGUCGUGUUUGAGUGCGAUCCGGGCUAUUUCAUGAUUGGACCAGAAGUGAUUACCUGUCAAGAAGAUAACACCUGGUCUCAAAAACCAACUUGUGAAGAAAGUGUGUGUGGUGCCCCAGUGAUCACACAUGGAGUGGUGAUUCCACUGAAAUCUGGAUAUGGAGCAGGAGAGUCCGUUCAGAUCCGGUGCAACACUGACUGUACGUUUCGUGACGGCACCAAAGAGAUGGCAGUGACUUGCCAAGGAGAGAAUACGUGGAGUUCUUUGCAAGCCUGUGAAUGUGGCCCUAAAAGUUCUGGUUUCACUCCAGUAAUAAAUCAUGGUAGAGUAAUUGAUGGACAAAAACCUUCAUAUUCUGAGGGGGAUUUUGUUACGAUUGAGUGUUAUGCAGGCUACACAUUACAUGGUGAAGCUCGUAUUCAGUAUACUGGAGAAAACCGAUGGGUUCCUGGAGUGCCAACUUGCCAGUUAAGUGCGUAUAUCACAGCCAUCAUCUGUGUGAUUGUGGCCGUUGUGGUGUUCCUGGCAGCCUUCUGGGUCUAUAAGAGACACUGCUCACAAAAUGGCUCGUAUACAGUUGAUGAGAGUUGCAAGGAAGCGUGUAUUUUAAAAACUAAUGUACCAGCUGAGAUGGAAGAAACUGCACAAAUGAAUUAAUCUUAAAAAGGAAACGUGACAGCACUCCAUUUACUGCCGAAUAUAGGAGCUGUAAAGCAUGAAUGAACUUUUUGGGGGUGGGAGGGAGUUUGCAGUUGAAUAUACCCAUCAGAAAUGGAAAACAAUUGCACUUGCAUUGAGCUUCUAUCAAUGAAUAUCUUGUACCAUGUCUUAUACUACUGAUUAACUGUAGUAGGAGGUCAUUAAUAGGAUCAAAAGAGUGUGUGUAUAUAUCUAAAUACCUGCUUUUUGUUAUGGGCCGCUCAUACGGUCUUUUCUGUGGAUGUGAAAUGGUCUUCAAGGCCCAUUAUUGUGGUGUGAACGAGCGUCUGUGUUGGGAACGCUGGGGAAUCCUGUCCCUGUUGUACCAGCUGCUGCUUUCCGUGCUACCUCUUUUCUUACGGAAAACUGCCCAAUAUUAGUUCUGCUCGCUAAAAUCUCAACAUGCUUCUCGUUCCUUUGUUGCGGUUGAGGCGAUAUAAAUGAUUAUGUUGCCUCUUGCCUUCUGAAAUGCUUUAUUCUGAAUUUCCUCAAGAGAUCGGUGCCAUUUAAGGCUCUGUCUUUUUGAAACAGUUCAGAUCUUAUACCCUCUACCUCUUUGUGUGCCAAAGUUGAUUUCUGUAUGUCUAAUUAAUUAAAAUGUGCCUUUAAAUCAGGGGUGUAUAGCUUUUCCAUUUCCUUUAAGAAGGCAAAAAGAAGCCAUAUAUAUUUCUGGCUCUUUGAUAUAGUCUCGGAAAGAUUGUUGGGAUGGGAAAUGGAAGGUUUCUGUAGCAAAAAUGUCUCCUACCAGGGUACCUAAUGAAAGGAGGGAUCAGUGGGAACCAUCUCCCAUCAGGAGCACAGUCUGUACUUCUUCAGCCUUGAGUUUUGGAGCUAAUUUUGUUGCUUUUCAGGAUAGAAAGGGCACUGUAUGGAUCCAGCUUCCUUGCUUUUUUUUUCACUCGAAAUCAUCUAUUCCACCUAAAGCAUUUUGAAUCUCCGUAUAUAGACUACGAUGCUGAAUGUGGCUCUGUGAUGCCGUCACAGAUGCAGAAACGGAAGCCUUUCCCUGUUAGAUUCCCUUCUCUUUUUAUGUCGAAGGAAAACCAAACCAGAUUCAUUGUGGGGCUGCUGGAAGUGCUGGUAGAUGUGGUUGGUCUCUCUCAGGUGGCUCUUUGUUCCAUUAAAUGUUUUAAUCAAACUCCCAUCACGGCAUUUGCCAUGAAUUGAGACUCAGGCUUGCAUGAUAGCUGUUCCUUUAAACCCAUGCUUACUAUUCCCUAUUAAAACCAAGCGUUUAAUUAGGACAGGCUUUGGGAAUCUCUGAGUUUGCCACCAACAUCCAGGCACCUUCUAAGAACCAGUUUUCCCCGAUAAAAACCCCAAAUUGCCUCAUUUCAGCAGCAUUUAAACUGUUCUCGCUUGGCUGUGGUAGGUGAGCGCUGCUAUCGGGAACGGGUUGUUUGAAUAACAUCGCAAUAUUUGGGGCUUUAUGGUGUUUUUGGGGACGAUCCUGGCGGUUGUAUUGUUAUAGGCUCGGGUUGUUAAAAGGGAGUUUUGGCUACAUGGAAUGUUCAUUGCUCAGCUGUGAUACCUGAUUUGAUAAUUGUAAAACCUAUGAUAAAAUACUGGAAAUGGUGCGUUGUGGUCAUUAUUUAGCUUAUUUAUGGCGUCUAUCAAUGUUUCAAAAUAUACUAAAAUGCACUUAAAGUGAAAUGACUGUAAAAAAUGGCCUUAUUUUUACACGUUUUUUUUCCAGGUGUAAAGACUGGUAAUGACUUGUACCGUUACAAAUAAAAUGUUAAAUUAUUUAGCAGUAA